AUGACAUCAAUGAGGCAAACGUCCGUGCCUCUUCCGAUCAAUAUCUAUGAUCGAGCUGCGGACUUGGAAUCAGGUCGAACAGCUCCGUGUGCAUAUGCUCAGGCUACGGGAAAUUCAACUGCGUGUGAACAGCCGGCAUCACGCGUAACACCGCCUUCAUCGCAACCUCCAACAACACCAUCUCCUCAUUCACGGUUUAUCGAUGGCUUGAGAAGGAGAACAAGGCUACGUUCAUUGAAUGUUCCAUCGCAUGGCCAUGAAAACCUCGAUAGCGAUCUCGGUUUUCCACCUGUUUGCUCACCACCACCACCACCAAGUGAUUCAGCAGGCUCACAGCCACCAGAAGCAUGUGGCUCGCGAACUCGUAGACGAACAAUGUCGGAUGCCGCGCAAACUUGUGGCCUGAAUUUCAACGGAACAAAUAAGCGCCACUCAGGAGUUCUGGUUAUUUUUCCGCAUUCUCCCUCUGCUCAUGGCGAUUAUCUGCAGGGCCAUAGCACACCUGCUGCAGGGAACAAGCGGCAAUCGUCCUAUGGAUCAAGCGCUUCCAAAAGUUUCGAAGCCUUCCCCUGCAGUUCAUGGUUGGUUCUGAUAUUAGCGUUCGAGUCACUGAAACAGUGCUCUUAUGUUGUGUUCUUUUUCAACGAAUGA
This is a messenger RNA of Haemonchus placei, 651 nucleotides long. Lineage: Eukaryota; Metazoa; Nematoda; Chromadorea; Rhabditida; Trichostrongylidae. The record is from the annotation of a GenBank genome assembly.